CUCAUUCGUCUCCCUUUUCAAUUCUGACCGUCUGUCUGUCUGUCUGACUGUGUCUCUCGAUUUCUCAUCAUCUUUACCAAACGUAGGUGUGUUGGGUUGCUGUUAUUCAAAUUCACAAAAAGAGCUUGAGAUGGACACGUUCUACAUAUCUCAUGGAUCGCCAACGCUGUCAAUAGACGACUCGAUUCCGGCGAGACAUUUCUUGAAGGCGUGGCAGGAAAAAGGUUUCUGCCAGCGCCCAAAGGCCAUUCUCGUUAUCUCUGGACACUGGGACACCGCUGUCCCUUCCGUCAAUGUCAUCACCGGCUUAAACGAAACCAUCCACGAUUUCUAUGGCUUCCCCAAGGAUAUGUACAAGCUCAAGUACCCAGCUCCGGGUGCUCCAGAAUUGGCAAAGAGGGUAAAGGAACUGCUCAUGGCAUCAGAAUUCAAGCAUGUUGAUGAGGAUAGAAAACGAGGGCUUGACCAUGGUGCAUGGGUUCCCCUCAUGUUAAUGUAUCCAGAGGCUGAUAUCCCAGUGUGUCAGCUCUCUGUUCAAUCAGAUAGAGAUGGUACUUAUCACUACAAGUUGGGCAAGGCAUUGGCUCCUCUUAAGGAAGAAGGUGUCCUCAUCAUGGGUUCUGGAAGUGCUACUCACAACUUGAGGAACAUUGGGGGCAGUUCUGUUCCUUCCUGGGCUAUGAAUUUUGAUACCUGGCUUAAAGAUGCUCUUCUUGAAGGAAGAUAUGAAGAUGUGAAUCACUGGGAUGAGAAGGCACCAAGUGCAAAAAUGGCUCACCCUUGGCCAGAUCACUUCUAUCCAUUGCAUGUGGCCAUGGGUGCUGCUGGUGAAAAUGCCAAGGCCAAAACCGCCCACCACAGCUGGGACAUGGGUACUCUUUCUUAUGCCUCUUACCAGUUCACAACAGCCACCAGUUGAAUUUCCUUUGCAAAAGUGUGCUAUUAUACCGUAUGUGCUGUAUCUCCAAAUAAGAUUGGAUACCAACCGGAAGUUCUUGAAGACAAGUUAAUCUGUGUUUGUAUAAUAUUGUAACUACCUUAUGAUAAGUUUAUUAUCUUAAAACCAUAAAGAUUUCACCUUAAUAAUGGCUUGCUUUUGGGGCCCAUAUAUUUAAUACUGAUUAGUAUCUGGUUGGCAAAAA
Quercus robur (English oak) is the source of this 1142-nucleotide messenger RNA. RefSeq names its product extradiol ring-cleavage dioxygenase. Lineage: Eukaryota; Viridiplantae; Streptophyta; Magnoliopsida; Fagales; Fagaceae. The transcript has 3 exons. The coding region runs from base 131 to 919 and encodes 262 amino acids. Gene Ontology annotation, molecular function: ferrous iron binding; oxidoreductase activity, acting on single donors with incorporation of molecular oxygen; zinc ion binding. The record is from RefSeq and is a predicted model, not a curated record.